AUGACCUACAGAAUCCUCGCCUUCCUCUACCGCAAACCAAGCAUCUCGCCCGACGAAUUCAAGCAGCACUACGAGGCCAACCACAUCCCUCUGCUGAAACGCCUCACGGGGCCAGACUUCCCCCUCACCCACACGCGCCGCUACAUCGCCCGCAAGUCCGUCGACCAGCCCGUCGAGGGCGCCUCAGAGCGCAACGCCAAAACCCCGGCCACCGUGUUCGUCGGCAGCCAGGCCGACUUUGACUACGAUGCCGUCGUCGAGCUGACCUUUGCCGACGAGGCGGCCUUUCAGGCCUUUCACGCCAAGCUCACUUCGCCGGAGGUGGCCAAGGAGCUUGGAGAGGAUGAGGAGAGGUUCAUCAAUCGCGCGAAGUUGAGGGUUGUUGCGCUGGGGGAUGUUGUUGAGACGGCGAAAUAG
Molecule: messenger RNA, 417 nt
Organism: Rasamsonia emersonii CBS 393.64
Lineage: Eukaryota; Fungi; Ascomycota; Eurotiomycetes; Eurotiales; Trichocomaceae
Exons: 1
Coding region: 1-417 (138 amino acids)
Molecular function (GO): oxidoreductase activity
Source: RefSeq, a predicted model, not a curated record